Molecule: messenger RNA, 1381 nt
Organism: Arabidopsis arenosa
Lineage: Eukaryota; Viridiplantae; Streptophyta; Magnoliopsida; Brassicales; Brassicaceae
Source: the annotation of a GenBank genome assembly
UGAUAUUUUCGUAUGGAGAAUUUGGGAAUGUAGCUUUGUUGUUGAAGAGAUGAACUCUUGGUUAGAUAGUUUUACUCAGAAUCUGGCGCUUAAGAUUGAUGGAAAUUGGUUAGGAUUCAGGUUUGAUGAUCAUGAUUUGAGUCUCUCUUCAAGACUAUGCACCAUUGAUAACACGUUUCUGGUUUAUGCUCUUCGUAAACGUAGAAGAUUCAGUUCCUUUUUCAAGGAUUCAUUUGGUCCUAUUUUCACCUCUGAGUUUGUGAGAUUGCUUCAAGACUUAUUGUGUGUUCAUUUAGUUGGUUUAUGGAGAUUAAAAGAUGAGUUUCAAAGGCCUAAUGAAGAGUUUAUCAAGAUGGAAACCGCAUCUGAUCAGUGUUGUUUCUUGUCCUUGUUGCUUUCAUGGCUGGAUUUUAUUGAAAACCAUUAUUCAUCAGGGUGUGUCACAAGUCAGGGGGAGCUAUGGUCAAGCAGAUUCACUAAUAUGGCUGCUUUGAUUAAUGGAAUUGAUAGUGGCUUCAAUACUCCAAAGAUCAUGCCUUCUUCUUUUAUUUCUACUGAAGAAGUUGGGGAACAAGUUCAAGGUCUUCUUCUGGUUACUGUUGGCACUGCACUUCAACGGUUCUUACCUCUUUCUUGCUGCCAAUUCUACAUUGGGAACUUGUUUAAUUUUGAGGCAAUGCCAUUGCCAUACCUCUUAUCUUCAGUUCUGCAAUCACAAUUACAACCUGCGCUUGGUGAACAAGUUGGUGCAGGAGAUAAAGAUGACUUGGACAGGAUGAGACACUUCUUUGCUUAUCCAGUUCUUUUACAAAAACAGAGCCGAGAUUGUUGGUUUAGUGAGUUUCCUUAUGGCUCUUCUACUCGUCCACCAGACACUUGCUAUGCUUUCGGUUCACAAGCAUCUCCCAAGAUUAUCAAAGCACAAGGAAGGAUCAAGAGCACAUGGAUACAUUCGAAAUGUUUUAUUGACUUGGUGCUACUCAACAAUCCUCGAAGUCACUCCCUGCAUACACAUGGUUCUUGUUCUUUAAGUCCAAGAUGGAAUACUUCCACCUUGCUUAAUGGUGAUGGUAGCUUACUAGCUUUAUUGGACAAGAGCGCCUCAAGAACAAGACCACCAGAAGGUCAUUAUGUUUUCAGUUUCAAGCCAUGUAUAUUCAUGUCCAUUGAUGCUGCUCUCACUUAGAAAGUUGUGGAGGACACAUAUUCAUGGAGUUUUCAAGUCCAAGAUGAAAGUGCCUUUCAUCUUGAGGGGGAGUAUUAGAGUGUAUAUAGUUGGUUUAGUUAUGGUUUAGAUUGGUUAGUAUAGUUGGUUUAGUUUACUUUGUAUUUAAGCUUGUUUUGUAUCACCAUUUACACUUAAUGAAGAUUAUCACAAAUA